This is a messenger RNA of Thamnophis sirtalis, 1185 nucleotides long. The record is from RefSeq and is a predicted model, not a curated record. NCBI's taxonomy places the organism in Eukaryota, Metazoa, Chordata, Lepidosauria, Squamata, Natricidae.
GAAUAAGAACUGCCCCGUGGACAAACGCCGCCGGAAUCGGUGCCAAUACUGUCGUUUUCAGAAGUGCCUUGGAGUCGGCAUGGUCAAAGAAGUAGUUCGCACAGACAGCUUAAAAGGCCGAAGGGGUCGUUUGCCCUCGAAACCGAAGAGCCCCCAGGAGCCUUCUCCCCCUUCGCCCCCGUUCCAAGCAAACCCAGAUUAUCAGAUGAGCGGUGAUGACACGCAGCACAUCCAGCAGUUUUAUGAUCUCUUAACUGGUUCCAUGGAUAUUAUCCGGGGCUGGGCAGAAAAGAUCCCCGGCUUCACUGACCUUCCCAAACAAGACCAAGACCUGCUGUUUGAAUCUGCCUUCCUGGAACUGUUCGUCCUGCGGCUAGCCUAUAGGUCAAACCCCGUGGAAGGGAAGCUCAUCUUUUGUAAUGGUGUGGUCCUGCACCGGCUGCAAUGUGUCCGUGGGUUCGGGGAAUGGAUCGAUUCCAUUGUGGAGUUCUCUUCCAGCCUGCAGAAUAUGAACGUUGAUAUCUCUGCCUUCUCCUGCAUAGCUGCUCUAGCCAUGGUGACAGAAAGGCACGGCCUGAAGGAGCCCAAACGGGUAGAAGAACUACAGAACAAGAUUGUCAAUUGCCUCAAGGACCACGUGACUUUCAACAACGGCGGCCUGAACCGGCCAAAUUACUUGUCGAAACUCCUGGGCAAGCUCCCGGAACUGCGCACUCUCUGCACGCAAGGCCUGCAGCGUAUUUUCUACCUGAAACUGGAAGAUUUGGUGCCGCCGCCAGCAAUAAUUGACAAACUUUUCUUGGACACUUUACCUUUUUAAAAAAACAAAGACAGAGAGAGGGAGAGAGAGAAAGUGUAAGGGAAGGGAGGGAAAUCUAGAAAGAAAGACAAUGCUGCUGCGCUCUCAGAGUUGAAGAACUUUCAAAGCCUCGAAGGUGGGGGGGGAAUGCGAGCAAGCAAGGAGAUCGCAGCCCCAGGAGGAAAGCGAGAGCCCCCUCCCCCCCAUAAGGAAGGAGCACCUCCGGCUGUCGCAUGCUCCCACCCCUCCAAACUGUGGCUUAGCUUGUCCUGCAGAACAGUGACUGAAAACUGGGGACUUUGGCCACGCUGAAUUCCGUUCCUUGGACUACACACAGAUUCCCAUGGUACAAGCUUUUUAUUCUUGCCUAAACAAACAAGCAAACA